AUGUUGGCCCCGCGACUUCUUGUACCUAUUCUCUUGUUUUCAAUAGCCGAAGCUGUCGAAGAGACGGUUAACGUAGGCUACUCUGUUUAUAAAGGACAAGCUCUUUCAAAUGGCGUAAGCCAGUGGCUGGGAAUUCGAUACGCAGCACCGCCGUUGGGUGAGUUGCGAUUUGCGCCGCCACAGGAUCCUCCUCAUACAGAAGGCGUACAAGAUGCCACACAGCAUGGGAAAUACUGUCUUGGGACUGGCCGUUCCCCCACAGAUACGGAUACAUCAGAGGACUGUUUGUUCUUAGAUGUGCAGGCUCCAACAUCAGCCACGGCCGGUGCGAAACUUCCCGUAUUCCUCUACAUCCAAGGCGGCGGCUUCAGUCUCAAUUCGAAUCCCAACACAAAUGCAUCGGGUCUAAUAAUAAACAGCGGCCACGCCAUUGUCGUUGUGAGCCUCAACUAUCGCGUUGGUCCAUACGGCUUCAUGACAGACUGCGAUAAAAUCCUUCCCAACAAUGGCCUCCGUGAUCAGCGAAAGGUCUUGGAGUGGGUGCAGAAGCAUAUUUCUCGAUUUGGCGGCGACCCAAACCACGUUACUCUUGGUGGAAGCAGUGCCGGAGCAGCCAGCGUGACAUUUCAUCUAGCCGCCAAUAACGGUACUGACCAAGGGUUCUUUCAUGCCGCCAUUGCUGAAUCUCCUUCCUUUGCUUCGACUCUCUCAGUUACUCAAUCCCAGUACAUGUAUACACAAUUUGCAACUCGCGUAGGCUGUGUCGGUAAAGACAACCUCGCCUGUAUGCGCAACAAGACAGCUGUGGAGCUUCAGACAAACAACUUCAAUAUUCCUUUGCCGGGUGCUUCCAAGCCACCCAACUAUAUGUGGCUGCCUGUGCUCGACCGAGAAUUUGUACAAGACUUCUCCUAUCGAGUAUUUCAAAAGGGGAAGUUCGUUAAAGUGCCAACCAUCUAUGGCGACGAUACCAACGGAGGGACCAAAUUUGCUCCUAAAGAUACAGCCACCCUCCAGCAGAGCAAUAACUACGUGCUAGAUCAAUACCCUGAUCUCACUUUGAACAUGCUUGGGCAAAUCAAUGAGAUGUACCCUAAUCCAAACAACAGCUGUCCGGCUAUCGGCUGCUAUUGGAGGCAUGCCAGCAACGUGUACCAAGAGGCCCGUUACAUGUGCCCAGGUAUGUAUGUCAGCUCGGUGGUCACGAAGCACGGUAAAAAUGCUUGGGUAUAUCGAUGGAACGUUGAGGAUCCUGACCAGAUGGCCUCUGGACUGGGCGUUCCUCAUACUGUCGAGUUAGCUGCUCUUUGGGGUGCUGAUUAUUUCCCCGAUCCGCCGGCGAGCUACCGCGAUGGCCAGAUCAAUGCCAAUGCUUCGCGCGCUAUGCAGCACUAUUGGUUGAACUUUAUCAAAUACUACAACCCCAAUGGGCGGCCCGUCGACUCUUCCAGCAACUAUACCAAGUGGGAGGCGUGGGCAGACAACGCUCAAAGUCGUCUCACGUUUCAAACCGGGGGCCUGACGGAAAUGAUCUUCGUUGAUUCAGGUUUGAAGCGGCGGUGUGAAUUUUGGUCUACAAACGGUAUCGCAUUGACUAUAAAUUUACUCGAAAUGUCCAAGCCUUACAUGCUAUGGGUUGGCGGCAAAGAAGUGGCGGGCACCGGUGAGCCCAUAGCUGUUGAGAACCCAGCAAAAACGGCAAUAUUUGCAGAAUGCCAUUCCGCAUCACCUCAAGAUGUCGACGACGCUGUUCAGCUUGCUCAUAAAGUCUUCAAAUCUGGAGUUUGGGCCAAAGCUCCUCGACACACACGAGCUGACGUGUUGGAUAAAGCAGCCGACCUUCUCGCUUCGAGGCUUUCUGUGCUAAUCCCCCUGGAGGUGGAACAGACGGGAAGAGCCAUCAGAGAGAUGCAGGCCCAAGUCCCAUCUCUGGUUCGCUGGUUUCGCUACUUUGCUGCCGUGCUUCGUACUGAAGAGCGUCCCGUCCUACCAACGAUGGGAAAGCUGCAUAACUGGAUAGAGCGGGUUCCCCUCGGCGUCGUUGUUCAGAUCACUCCGUUCAACCAUCCUUUGCUCAUCGCAGUCAAAAAACUUGCCCCUGCUCUAGCGGCAGGGAACAGCGUUGUGCUGAAGCCGAGCGAGCUCACGCCUCUCACGAGUUUACUACUAGGGCCAAUUUUGAAAGAAGCAGGGCUUCCAGACGGCGUUUUCAACGUUCUGCCCGGCCUUGGAGCUACAACAGGACGUGACCUUGUAAGUCAUCCGCUUGUCCGGAAAGUCGACAUUACCGGAGGAACAGUUGCCGGAAGAGCAAUUGGUUCAAUUGUCGGUAAUAACUUGGCACGCUACAAUGCAGAGCUAGGCGGAAAGGCACCCUUGAUUGUGUUCGAAAAAGCGAAUCUUGAAGUCGCUGUCAAUGGCGUCGCAUUCGGGUCAUUCAUCGCGACGGGCCAGACUUGCGUUGCAGCCACACGGAUCAUUAUUCACAAUAGUAUUCUCGCAACUGUAGAAGAGAAGCUUUCUCAAAAAGCCAAAUCCAUUGCGCGACGUAUGGGCUCACCUACAAACACAAAUUCAGCAAUGGGCCCUCUGAUUUCAUCUAAACAGCUGGGAAACGUCGUUGGCCUCGUUGACGAUGCUGUUGCGAAUGGCGCGAGGGUUGUUUGCGGCGGAAAGAGAAUGACUGGUAUUUCUGAAGUCGAUGGCACGAAUUUUGCCGAGGGCUACUUUUUCCCACCAACAAUCUUGGCUUCCAGUCCCGAAUGCGAUAUUACCAAGACGAGUAUCUGGCGCGAAGAGGCGUUUGGUCCAGUCAUUCUGCUUGUUGGGUUUGAGAGCGAACAAGAAGCGCUGAAACUCGCCAACGAUAGCGAGUUCGGCCUGGGAGCGGCGCUGUGGACCGAUGAUCUGAGCCAAGCUUUCAGGGUCUCUGAGCAGAUCGAAUCUGGCAUUGUCUGGGUGAACACGCACCAUCGGAAUGACCCGAGCAGCCCAUGGGGUGGAGCAACUACUGCCAGCGGCGUGGGAAGUGAAAAUGGAGUUGAGGCAUAUUACGCGUAUACAACGACGAAAAGUAUCAUUAUCAAUUAUGCUGCCGGGGAUGAGGCCGCAGCAGACGAUUGGUUUAGAGAAGACGGUGCUCAGGUUCGUUACGGAUAA
Trichoderma gamsii is the source of this 3159-nucleotide messenger RNA. Its product is annotated as aldehyde dehydrogenase. The coding region runs from base 1 to 3159 and encodes 1052 amino acids. The record is from RefSeq and is a predicted model, not a curated record. Gene Ontology annotation, molecular function: aldehyde dehydrogenase (NAD+) activity. Lineage: Eukaryota; Fungi; Ascomycota; Sordariomycetes; Hypocreales; Hypocreaceae. The transcript is spliced from 5 exons.